UUAACGUAUAUAACUAUGGACGCUAGUAUUCCCAUCGUAUCAUGCUCAACUCUUAAUACUCUUUUACGCAUUUUGAGAGUGUUUGCGUUAUUUCAGAGAGAUAUUUAAGCACAAUGAAGUAACAGUGCCAUCUGUGUACUAUAGCUACACAGUGCAUUUAGCUCGCUCGUAAACAUCUCUGCUGUCCUCAGAUCAUUGUCUGAGCAGAAGUUUCAUCAUUAGCCCUGGCUGUCAGAUGCUCUUCAUCUCAGAAGCUGUAUUUUUAGAUGCUUGAUAACAGAUAUAAGCGAGAAGAGGCUGAAUCCAAAGCCCGAGAGGAAGCAGAGAAACAGAGGAUCGAACGAGAGAAACACUUCCAGAAGGAGGAGCUGGAACGCUUGGAAAGAAAGAAGCGUCUGGAAGAAAUCAUGAAGAGGACUCGUAAGAGUGACGCAGGAGCACAGAAAGUUGUUAAAACUCCAACUCAAGUGAAUGGCAGAGUCACUGACAGCGAGAAAUCCGUCAGAAGCUCUUCAUACUGGUGCGACAAACUAAUCACCAAUGAGCUGUCCAAUCACAGUGGGAACAGUGGGCAGAGUCAACCGGCUGACCAAAUCAUGGCCUUCGAGGGAGGAGAACCGUUUAUGAUGAAGGCGGGGCCUAUGAAACCUCAACAUGUGGCAGAGGUGCUGUGAGAGAUGAGAUAUCAGAGUCUUCUGGAUAUAAAGAGAAGAAGAGAAGCCUUACUCCACCACCGCUUCCACCCUGAUGUGUGCCAAACCAACAAAAACAGACUGCUUUAACUUUAGAAACACAGCCGAGCCGGACGCGCUCUGGAGAAAGUGCCAGAAGACGACCUUAAAGAGACACUUAUAUACAUAUACAACGUUUGCAAAAAGUCUCUGUCUAUUUCACUGUGUGUGUCAUGGUGCAACAUUUGUUGAGUUUCUUUAACAAGUCACCUGUGGUGCAUCUUAAAAGAGUCGCUAUAUAUUGAAUUUUAGAAAAGACAACUUGGCUUAUCUUUAUGAUAUGAAUUGUUGUUGUUGUUGCUCUUGUUAUGAUGUAUUGUUAUCGUUCUUUUAAGUAGAGAAAAAAAGCAAACGUGUGUCUUGAACUAUUGCGUUAUUUAACGUGUGGCGCAUCAGAAGAGGCCGAUAUUCUGUAUGUUAAUGUAUAUUUGCCUGAUUAUGACAGACCUGUGAAUUAAAUCUUUAUGAAAGGG
This is a messenger RNA of Danio rerio (zebrafish), 1204 nucleotides long. Lineage: Eukaryota; Metazoa; Chordata; Actinopteri; Cypriniformes; Danionidae. The record is from RefSeq and is a predicted model, not a curated record.